Symbiodinium sp. CCMP2592 is the source of this 1296-nucleotide messenger RNA. Lineage: Eukaryota; Dinophyceae; Suessiales; Symbiodiniaceae. The record is from the annotation of a GenBank genome assembly.
AUGAGCGAUGCAGCCGCGUCCGGACAUACAGACGCUGUCGAGCUACUCUUGUUCGCAAAUCCUCGUCCAGGUCUCAACAGUCUGAGCACAUCUUUGCACGCGGCCUCGGAGCGAGGCUUCGUCGAUGUUGUGCGCCUGCUGCUGCGGGCUCGCGCGGGCGCAGACACGCUAAUCUGCGGAGAAACAGCACUUUCCAAGUCGGCUGGCAAAGGUCGCGUGGAAGUUGUUAGCUUGUUGUUGGAGGCUCGUGCCGACACGGAGAAAGGCUCCCCUUUGUGUUCCGCCUGUGCCAGCGGAGUCGCGCAAGCUGUUCGAAUGUUGCUCGGUGCAGGCGCUGACACACGCACCAGGGCGGCAGACGGGCCACCCGUAUACAUAGCCGCUGAUAGAGGCUACAUUGACAUAUUGAAAUUGGUUCUGGAAGCAAGGGCCAAUGCAAACGACACAUCAAGGGAAGACACGCCGCUUUACAGAGCCUCGUUCCGAGGAUAUGCAGUUACAGUCCGCUUGUUAUUGGAGGCCAUGGCGACUGUCGAUACACUUGUGCACGGCAAAACCCCCCUGGAGGCCGCAUCGGGGAGGGGUCACUGCAAGACAGUGCGGCUGCUUCUCAAUGCGAAGGCAGACAAGGACACGAGCUCAGCACUUUGCUCGGCGAUUCGCAACGAACAGGCAGAGGUGGUGUCCGAGUUGCUGACAGCACGCGCGAACACGGAUGACACAGCCACCGGCGAUACACCUCUUGGCCUAGCAGCUGGCAGAGGGAUGUCGGCAAUGGUGCGCAUGCUGUUGCAAGCAAGGGCGGACAUCAACAAGGUUGCAGAAGGGGCUGAAGCACCUCUUUGCAAAGCUUGUGCUGGUGGCCAUAUCGACGUUGCGCGCUCGUUGCUGGAGGCGGGGGCGGACAGAAACCUGGGUUCGCCUCUUUGUUCAGCUUGUGAUGACGGACACACGGAGAUCGUGCAGCUAUUGCUGACGGCCCGUGCUGACAAGGAUGCUUGCAACAUUGAUGGCAGAACGCCACUCUGGCUGGCGAGCAGUCUUAACUUUCCGGACGUGGUGCGCUUGCUGCUCUCGGCCGGCGCAGAUCCCAAUUUCGUCGUGCUCGCAGGUUCAUACGGCCGUCAUGUCGCCCUGGGUGGUCUAGAUUGCAGCGGGCCGACGUGGAAACUUCUCAUGGAGGCCUGGAUCUCUGGAUCUUGCCGCAACUCCGGAAAGCCGCGCUUCUCCACUAUGCUGGGAAAGAAGUACGUCUCAAGGACUAAGUGGAAUCCACGGAAAAGUGGCUCGCAGUGA